GGGUAAUGGUCGCUCGAGUCGAUUAUUGGAUCGAUCAAUGCCUUAUGGAUCUCGUACAUUGUGGUGAUAAUGCAACAUCAAAGUCAAGACUAGGAAAUUUUUUCUUAAAAUUGGUUACAAUGACUGAAUUCCUGAAGGAACUGGUCCCGGCUGUUCAUGAAUUCUUGACUAAAUAUAUUCAUUCGUGGAAUGGUUUAGAACAUCAAGAGCAAAUUUUUAAACUGUUAACUUUUCUUAGGCCUGGAACUUUUGAUCAGAUUUAUACUGGUUUUUUGGAACCGCUGAAUAAGCUAUUCGUUGUUUCCACGGCCAGCUGGAAGGCCAAGUUAAUACAUUGUUACACUGAUUUGUUAAAAUACUGGAUUUUACUCCAUGUGACAAGACAAAACGAUAUGGAAAAACAAAAUCUUAACGGGAACAUUUCGCCUAUCAAUACUGUGACCAUCCACAAUUUUAUUGACUAUAUCAAUGAAAAUGCUCAAAAUGCCCUUGAAAUCGAAAAUGAUCACAUAGAGAUACAACACGCGGUACUUUCUUUCGUCGAGACCAUAACAUUUUUGCAGAUCAAACACGAGUGGGACAAAAUAUUCAUUCCUUCCUCUUCAAUCGUGUAUCGAUCGUUUUUUUCAUCCUCCGGAAUGGCCCUAUCAAGAAUUUGCGGAAUCAUAUUAAAACUUAAAGAAGGCUUCGAUAGAUGUGCCGGAGUACGGCAAAAUACUCAGGACCAUAUCAAUUAUUUCAAUUCAUAUGUCAUGGAUAUAUGCAACUGUCUGUGGAGAAACCGUCCCUUCAAUAAGACUGAUAAGAAUGCAAAGGGUUUUCAAUUUGAUGAUGAUGUGAUCGACCAAAUGCAAAAGAUGUGCGGCGAAGAUUACUCCAACUUUUUUUCGUUAACCCAUUUACCAUCCCUCGCCAUGAUGUCCAAAAAUUGUAUCCAGGCAUUAGAAGAUUCUACGCCUUAUGUCUUAAAAAGACUUUCAAAACCUGUGACACAUGCGUCGCUCAGACAAGGAAGAAGCGCGGGUGGGAUCGACAUUUCGUACAACAACUUCCGCGUUCACUUUUUAGAUGAACUCUUGGGACGUGGAUACAUUGGCCUAUAUACUUUCUUGUGCCAGUCCAUAACGCAAUUAAAAGAUAGGUCAAGUUUCGGACGAGACAACGUCUUGCGAUCAAGCGUUUCUUAA
Messenger RNA from Acaulospora morrowiae, 1187 nucleotides. The record is from the annotation of a GenBank genome assembly. Lineage: Eukaryota; Fungi; Glomeromycota; Glomeromycetes; Diversisporales; Acaulosporaceae.